This is a messenger RNA of Cryptotermes secundus, 1878 nucleotides long. Its product is annotated as RING-type E3 ubiquitin-protein ligase PPIL2. Gene Ontology annotation, molecular function: ubiquitin-ubiquitin ligase activity; peptidyl-prolyl cis-trans isomerase activity. Gene Ontology annotation, cellular component: catalytic step 2 spliceosome. The record is from RefSeq and is a predicted model, not a curated record. Lineage: Eukaryota; Metazoa; Arthropoda; Insecta; Blattodea; Kalotermitidae. The transcript is spliced from 11 exons. Gene Ontology annotation, biological process: protein polyubiquitination; protein peptidyl-prolyl isomerization; protein folding. Bases 222 to 1784 code for a protein of 520 amino acids.
CAGCGGAUGUCAGUCAGGUCCGGUCAGGUCGUCAGUCAGUAGCAGUCAGUUGCAAGUAGUAGUAAUCAGUAGUGGUUUCGUUAUAUAUAAUCCGUGGCUUAUAGUUGUUGUUUCACGUCAGUGCUGUUACGUACGUGGAAGGAAAUCCUGGUGAAGAAAAUAACAGGAACAAAGAUUAUUGUGUAAACGCGUAGUAUACAGUUUAUAGUACCUCUCUCAGAAUGGGUAAGCGACAACACCAGAAAGACAAAAUGUAUCUUACUUAUACAGAAUGGACAACAUUGUAUGGAGGAAAGAGGGCAGGUCCAGAAACAACUGAUUUCAGAAGAUUAUCAUUUGACCAUUGUUGUUUGUGCCUUCAACCCUUUGAAACCCCAUACUGUGACAAUCAAGGAAACAUUUUUGAACUUCAAGCAAUUGUUGCAUACUUGAAGAAGUUUAGAACUAAUCCUGUAACAGGAGAGGAGAACUGUGGUUUGUUGCAGCCACUUGAAGCAAAGAACUUGAUAAAGCUGAAUUUCCAUAAGAAUGCUAAAGGAGAAUACCAUUGCCCUGUUCUCUACAAGUCAUUCACUAACCAGUCUCAUAUUGUGGCAGUCCGUACUACUGGAAAUGUGUUUUCUUAUGAGGCUGUUGAACAGCUGAAUAUAAAGACAAAGAGUUGGAAGGAUCUCUUGAAUGAUGAAGCUUUUCAGCGAAUAGACUUGAUUACACUUCAGGAUCCACAGAACAUUGAGAAGUUCAAUCUAACAACAUUUCAUCAUUUGAAGAAUAAUUUGAAAGUUGAAAAUGAAAGAUCUGAGAAGGAUACUGGUGGAAAUCUUAAAUCUGUUUCCAUGGAAACAAAGGAAAUUUUGGAAGAGUUGAACAGAGAUUACAAAGCCCCAGAGAUAAAGGAAGAGGAAAAGAAAGUUGCCGACAAAUUCAAUGCUGCCCAUUACUCGACUGGAGCUGUAGCUGCAGGUUUCACAUCAACAGUACUUGCACCAGAAACAAAGCAUGAAGCAGCUAUUAUUGAGGAGGAUCUAGUUCGAUAUGAGAGAGUCAAGAAAAAAGGGUAUGUUCGAAUGGUUACUAAUUUUGGACCUCUCAACUUGGAACUGUAUUGUGACAUGCUGCCAAAAACCUGUGAAAAUUUUCUGAAAUUGGCGCAAAGAGGUUAUUAUGAUGGUGUCAAGUUUCAUCGGUCCAUCCGUAACUUCAUGAUUCAGGGUGGUGACCCCACUGGUACUGGUGAAGGAGGCGAAUCAAUCUGGGGGAAACCCUUUGAAGAUGAAUUCAAGCCAAAUUUAACCCACACUGGUAGAGGUGUAUUAUCCAUGGCAAAUUGCGGACCAAAUACAAAUCGAUCCCAGUUCUUUAUCACAUUCCGAUCAUGCCGUCAUUUGGAUGGAAAGCAUAGUGUUUUUGGACGUGUUGUGGGAGGCCUAGAUACACUUACAUCCAUGGAGCGAGUUGAAACUGACAACAAAGAUAAACCAAUAGAAGACAUUAUUGUGGAGAAGGCACAAGUAUUUGUGGACCCCUACCAAGAAGCUGAUGAACAGUUAAUGGCUGAAAGGUUGGAAGAAGCAAAGAAAAAAGCUGCUGAAGCAGUAACAGCACAAAACAAACCAUCAUCUCAGAGCCAGAAUGGACAGCUUACAGUGUUUCGGCCUGGAGUGGCUAAAUAUAUCAACAUGGAAGCAUCCCAGCAGAAAGGACAUUCAGAGGCUUGUCAGGAAUCAGCUGUGAAGAAAAGAAAGACUGUUGGAUAUAAGCUUGUUAACUUCAGUAGCUGGUGAAAUAUAGGGUAUAUGUUUGUAAAUACUACACACCGAUAUUAUUAUAAUGUAAAAUAUUAAUUGUCUGCAAUAAAUUGCUGUUUUGUAAUCUUUU